UUACCCUGUCCUUUCUUUCGCAAGAAUCUCGAGCCCUUGAAUUUGAAUGGGCGCCACGAUAAUCUUGCUCAGGGCGCCAAUGUUGCUAAAACCGGCACUGAUUGCCACGACAUCGUUUUAUCAUCGUAUAUGUAUACGAAGGUACGCUUCAUACAGUCGGAUUUACGGGAUCCUGGGGUACGGAGAAAAGAGGCGAGCGCGGGUGAACGUUACGCUAUUAAAUUAUGAGCAAGAAUUUUAAUGCAGAGGAGCGUGCGACUGUAGUGCCAACGUGCAAACAUACCUGAGGCAUAUUGUUGCGAGAUGAACGUCAUCCUGAUCCCGUUCUUCCUAGCGGCCGACAUAGCCGUCACUAAUCUGUCACAUUGGGAGUAUGGGGCUGAAUACUUCUACAACCUGAACAUUUCGUAUAUUGCGAACCUGGAUCACGAGGAACGUAAGCAAAGUUAUCAAUUACUCACCACGCUAAGCUGUCGCCCCAAACGGCCGGACCAUCUAUUCUGCCAAUUCCAAAACGUAACGCAAUUGAGUCGCAACUUUGCCAAGAAUGGCGUCUCGACGCUGGGCGGGCGAGCAAAACAUAUGUUUGAGAUCAAAUUUAACGAGCGCGGUGUGGAAAGCCUGAUUGUCGAUCAGACUAUCACGAGAAUAGUGAUGGACGUUGUCCGUAAAAUCGCCAAUCAGUUUAUCAUGCUCGUUUAUCCGAGUAAUAUUGGCAAGUGGGAGUUUACGGUCAGCGAGAACACGACAAUGGGCGAUUGCACGACCAAAUACAAUAUCACGCGUGAAAAACCCGAGACGGACAAGCUCGAGAGAGGAAAUACCAAAUUUCAGCUCGUGAAUUUGCUGAUGGCCGACAUCGAACCUGGAACGGCUCUUUUCAUCGAUAAAUCUCGGAAAAAUUGUACCAAGUCACCGCGAGAUCCCACAGACAACGAUAUAAUAUUAGAGACGGAGAAAUUUGCCAGCAGAUACAAAAUCUAUCCAAACAAAUUCAGAAGCUUCACCAGAUUCAAGGGAACAGUCAGAGAUAACGAAAAAGGUGCCCAUGUAGAUGUCAACGAUCCGUCAGAUUGGCCGUUUGGGCCGGAGUACUUGUACGACCUGAACAUUACUUAUAUUGUAAACAAGGAGCGCUUCGAACACAAGCGAAACUUUGAAUUAAUUAACACGCUAAGCUGUCGCCCCAAAAUGGAGAACUCUCUAGUCUGCCAGUUGAAAAACAGAACGCAAAUAGAUUUCAAAUUUCUCGAGACGAUAGGUGGGCAAGCGGAAGAUGUGUUUGAGAUCAAAUUUACCGACCACGGUGUGGCAGGCCUGAACAUCGAUCAGAAUAUCACGGAAACGAUGAUGAACAUUAUGCAAAAAAUCGCCAAUCAGUUUAACGUGUAUAUUGAUCAGAGUAAUUCUCACGCGUGGGUAUUUCCGGACAGUGAGCACUCGUCAAUUGGCAAUUGUACAACCAUAUACACUCUCUCAAUUGAAAAACCCAAGACAGACUCGCCGAAGGUAGGACAUAAGAAUUUUCGACUCGUGAUAUUGCUGCCGGUCGAUAGUGUCGAUACCGAAGGUGGAAAUCCCUUUGUCAUCGAGAAAUCUCGUAUGGUUUGUUCUGAUGCAGCGAAAGACAUCACAUACCAAGCCUCAGAAUUAGAGAUGGAGAGAUUUAUCAGCAGAUACAAAAUCUGUCCAAACAAAUUCCGCAGCUUUACCAGAUUCAAGGGAAGAGAAGAGAAACCAAGAAUAAAAAAUACAGAUCUGUCAGUUAAAGAAUUAAUACAUAUUAAUUUAAAAAGCAUUAAACCUGCGCAAGAUAAACUUCCGACUAUUUCCAACGGUAGACCAGUCCAAUUAGAUGAGUACAUGUAUGAGUAGAGCAAUUUUAUAAAUUAAGGCGGCGAUAUAUGUACACUCUACUAAUAUACGUCUGUGCACAUACGUUACGUUACGUUGUGGAAUGCUACAAUUUGCAAUAUUAAAUAUCCAACUAAAUUCAAACUGCACUUGAAUAGAAUUAAAUAAAGUGUCGCUCAAAAUA
Messenger RNA from Vollenhovia emeryi, 2038 nucleotides. RefSeq lists its product as uncharacterized. Gene Ontology annotation, biological process: lipid transport. Lineage: Eukaryota; Metazoa; Arthropoda; Insecta; Hymenoptera; Formicidae. The coding region runs from base 304 to 1875 and encodes 523 amino acids. Gene Ontology annotation, molecular function: lipid carrier activity. The transcript has 5 exons. The record is from RefSeq and is a predicted model, not a curated record.